Messenger RNA from Cannabis sativa, 2323 nucleotides. RefSeq lists its product as uncharacterized. The record is from RefSeq and is a predicted model, not a curated record. NCBI's taxonomy places the organism in Eukaryota, Viridiplantae, Streptophyta, Magnoliopsida, Rosales, Cannabaceae. The transcript has 16 exons. Gene Ontology annotation, cellular component: AP-5 adaptor complex. The coding region runs from base 408 to 2111 and encodes 567 amino acids.
GAGUUGAGCAGUUUAUAAAUUUGGUUGAACACCCGUAAGAAUUACUAUUUACUACAGCAUAUAUACCAUCCCAGAAUUUCGUUGAAUCUCUGGCAAGCGAAAUUUGAGGAAGAGGGUUCAAAGAUGUUGAUCACAUUAAUUGACAAAGUUAUUUUUGUCAUGAAAAUUUAAUCCCAAUCCUCAUUUCUUUGAGGUGAACCUUGAGCAAUCUCUGUGGAAGAAGAUUUGGGAAAAAUUCUUUCAAAAGUGAAGCCUCUUUAUUAUCUCCCUUGUAUUUGGCGGGAGUCGAGUUCAGAGAUCGAAUUUUCCAGCUCCGACUCCAGAGCCAAAGAAAGACGAUAUCAAUUUGAUGUUUUAGCUUCGAAUAAAUUGAAAAUUGGAUAUUGUUUCUGUUUUUGUUUGGGUAAAUGGAUGAGCGAAGCCGCGACUGGGAUUUUUAUCUCAGAAGUUUAUCGAAUAGUGCCAGAGACUCCAAUACUGCCAGUGAUCCCGCUUCUGAUUCUUCUCUUGUGCAUUCCGUUAAGAAGCUUCAUGAGUUAUGUAAAGCUGAGAAUGCAGAGGAUCUUGUUGUAAGAGUUUAUCCACAUAUUAACAAGCUUUUUCAACGCUCAGUUGCUUCACUGUCACAGUCUCGAACAUCCAAUGGCCUUCUCUUACUGGCGAUCCUUCAAUUUUACCUUGAUUUUGGGGAUGUGGUUCUACAUGAUGCUGAUCCCAGUUUAAGGACAUUCUUGCGAACAUGCUUGAGCCGUGAGUUUGCAGAUCCUGUUGUUGCAGAAGCAGCCCUUGACUUUUUGAAUACGAACAAGAGAAAGCUUCUUAGUACUUUUCCUACCUUACUACCUCAGUUCUUUCCGUUAUUGCUAAAACUGAUUGCUUGGAAUGGAGAAAAUUUAGAGAAGUCAUUUAUGAGAGUUUUUCCUGGGUUGAUAUCUCCUGGGUCAUUUCUUCCUCUAUUUCCAUCAUUAGUGGACUUGCCAAUUUUAGUAGUAGCAUUGGAAAAAGUAGAGCGGAGCUCAGGUUCACUAGUUGGAAAUAGCAUAGCUUCAAUCCAGAAGAGUACGGCUCCUGAGAUGCUACUUGCACUUAUGGAUGAAGCUUAUACUGGAACAACAAUAGGAGAUGGAGGGGGAGACUCUGAAUCUGAAGACAGCAGUACAAUUGAUGUUGCUGAUCCUGUGUUCCUUGACCUUCUAAAGGAUGAAAAUGAUGGACUUGCUGAACGCCAAUGGAACUCCCCUGGGAUGGCUGCGGCACUGCAGGCUGCAAUCAACACCACUCAGUCUGAUAGGCUAAAGCAUGUACUGAAGAUAGCACCUCGACUCAUUGAAGUAUAUUUUGCCAUUGCACUACGUGAUGUCAAUGACUCAUUGAUAUGUGCUUUGAUCUCCUUACUUAUGUCUAGAAAUGCCACAAUAUUUCCAGACAAAAACUUUUCUUUCGAGGUUAGAAAAAGGUUUCUAGAAUUCAUGCUUUCUUCAUUUCAGCGUUCACCAAAUUUUAUUGCACUUCUGAAGAAGCCCAUAAUGGACAGGCUUGCAGAAGCCUAUGAUAGCCCAGAAAAGGCCGAGUUAGCUUUGCAGCUGUGUUGGGCCAUAGGGGAGCAUGGUGGGGGUGGUGCGUCUCACAAAGACGCAGCUCGUGAGCUUUUCGAGAGUUUAGAGCUACUCUUAUAUGAAAAUCUUACAUCUAGCCGAGUAGGACUAAGGGAAUCUGCAUAUGGAUCCUCGAGCCAAAUCAUCAGGAAGUCAUCACAGUCGAGGCUUCUAUGUUUUGUUGUUACAGCAAUAGCAAAACUUGCGACGUACCAUCGUGAGUUACUACCGAGGGCGCGUGUUUCCUUGGGAAAGGUAGCCCGAUCUCGGAUUUCAGAUGCUAGGGUUUCAAGGCGUGCUCGUGAUUAUUUGGGUUUAAUGAACGAACCAGCAAUUUCGUUGUCAAUCUUGGGGCCUUCACGACCUUCGAAUGUACAUGAGCAGAAUCCAGGCACUAUGAAGUGGAGUGAUGGUUCGACAAAGAUGAUUGCACAUAUUCCAUUUUAUAUUCUAGGUUCACAAGAAGGUCCGCCUGCCCAUGAUUUUUCAUUUUCAGAUAUUACUCCUAGAAGAUGAAAUCAACUUUGUUUUGUUGUGUGUUCCUGGAAAUUUGGCAAUGCCUUGUUUGUUUUGGACAAGGAACAAGACAGUUUCCAGCUUUAUUCAUUAAGAGUUCUAUUUGCUAAGCCCAUUUAUUUAUAUGUAAAAUAGUUUCUAUUCUUUGAACUAGUUUGAUAUUAUGUCGUGAUGAUACUCAGCAAUAAAGAAUCAAGAAAGUUUUUUUUUAA